CCGCCCAAAGGCUCUUUCCAAUCUUCCUUGCUUUCCUUAACGACUAAGGAGCCUCGAAGUCGAGUCACCCAACUAACGUGUUUUAACGUUCAAAGGACUCUCCUUGUUUUCUGCGACGCUCUCCGAUACCGACAUGUUUUAGAUAUUUUUUUUUUCUCUCGUUUGGGGGUGUAAAGCAAACCGCUUUGGAGGACGCAGAAUCAGAUUUAUCAUUUACCAUCACAUUCAAACAUUACGACGAUGAAGCUGACCAUUAUUAGGUUCUCUGCGGCUGUGUUACUGAGCCUUUUGGUGAUGCUUUUUGGGGUCUGUGAAUUAGGGCACUGCUUUGGAGACGACCAACUCAUAAAGAUGAAACUUGGAGGGGUUCACGACUGCAAGGGUUCUCAGAACAGCGCCGAGAUCGACAGCCUCGCACGCUUCGCCGUCCUAGAGCACAACAAGAAAGAGAAUACCCUUCUUGAGUUUGAAAAGGUUUUGAAGGCCAAAGAGCAGGUGGUUUCCGGUAAGAUAUACUAUCUGACUCUGGAAGCGAUUGAUGCUGGUAGGAAGACGAUAUACGAAGCUAAAGUCUGGGUGAAGCCAUGGAUGAACUUCAUGCAGUUGCAGGAAUUUAAGCAUGCCCAUGAUGCCCCUUUCUUUACCCAAUCAGACAUGGGUGCUAAACGUGAUGGCCAUGGACCAGGAUGGCAAACAGUGCCAACACAUGAUCCCGAGGUGCAAGAUGCAGCAAAUCAUGCUGUUAAGUCCAUCCAGCAGAGGUCCAACUCGUUGUCACCCUAUGAACUUCUAGAGAUUCUUCUAGCUAAGGCCAAGGUCAUUGAAGAACAUGCCAAAUUUGAUCUGCUACUGAAGCUAAGGAGGGGAAUUAUGGAAGUGAAGUUUAGGGUUGAAGUAAAUAAGAAUAUUGAUGGAAAGUUCUAUUUGGGUCAGUUUGAACAAGAUAACUCCUGAAUUUCGCAUUCACCUUUACAUGUGUUAAAUAUGUUUUUGGAGUUAUGGUGCUACUUUGACAAUGUGACAAUUAAAGAAAGUAAAAGGCAUUGGCACAGCCUAUUAUGUAUAUAUGUUUUGAACUAAAUCCUUCCAACCUUUUAUACUAAUAAGUUUAAUAAGUUGGCUUGA
Juglans microcarpa x Juglans regia is the source of this 1125-nucleotide messenger RNA. RefSeq names its product cysteine proteinase inhibitor 12-like. Gene Ontology annotation, molecular function: cysteine-type endopeptidase inhibitor activity. The coding region runs from base 241 to 954 and encodes 237 amino acids. NCBI's taxonomy places the organism in Eukaryota, Viridiplantae, Streptophyta, Magnoliopsida, Fagales, Juglandaceae. The record is from RefSeq and is a predicted model, not a curated record. The transcript is spliced from 4 exons.